Messenger RNA from Triticum turgidum subsp. durum (durum wheat), 261 nucleotides. The record is from the annotation of a GenBank genome assembly. Lineage: Eukaryota; Viridiplantae; Streptophyta; Magnoliopsida; Poales; Poaceae.
AUGCCGUACCCUCUCUUUUAUGGGAGAGAUGCCAUUGCCGAUGCCGCGUCGGUCUUUGACUGUAGGUCGACCGAUGGCGUUUCUGGGAGGAUCAUUGGGCGUGACAAGGAGUAUCGACAGCCGGAAGAUGAUGGAGGGGAAGAGCCACGGCAGGUCCGGGACGUGGCGGCAAGCGCCCGCCACGCCGUGAGCUUCGGGUACGACCUCAAGAGCUACUCCCGUAACUUUGAUGACGGCCUCGUCCCUGCUCACCGCCUGUAG